UAACACCGCCCACUUACGGAGAAAACGAAACUAAACUGUGAUAAAAGGCGAAGUAAAGUGUAAACUUGAUAGUGUGCUGCAGAGUUCCAGAGGUGUCGUCUGUCUUCUGUCAAACCGUGAGCAUGGCUUUUAACCAACAAACUCCCUUCUACAGCCCGAGGAUCCCGUUCAUGGGCUCCAUCCACGGAGGUCUGCAGGACGGCAAGUCCAUCACUGUGAGCGGCAGGGUGCUGCCAGGAGCUGACAGGUUUAAUAUAAAUCUGCAGUGUGGCUCUAGGCAGAACGCAGACGUGGCGUUUCAUUUUAACCCUCGAUACGACUCCCACCCCAUGACUGUGGUCUGUAACACUUUCCAACACGGCAGCUGGGGGCCAGAAGAGCGCCAGCAGAGCUCCCUCCUCCCACAAGGCGCGGGGUUCAAUAUCACCAUCACCGUCCGCCCGCACGCAUACCAGGUGGCCCUAAACAGUCAGCACUUCCUGGAGUACAAACACAGAAUCCCAUUUCAACAAGUUGACACCAUCAAAGUGGACGGACGAGUGGAAGUCUCCUCCAUCUCCUUCCUGAGCGCCGCGCCUGGGUUCCCCGCUCAGCCUGGGUUCCCCGCUCAGCCUGGGUUCUUUAUUCCUCAGGUGUCUCCUUCGUCGUUCGGAGCGUUCCCCACCGGUCCGGCCUUCCCUCCGCAGCCUGGUUUUCCCUCUCCUGGUUUUCCUUCUGCUGUGCCUGCCGUCCCGUACCGCAGUAUGAUCAGUGGAGGACUCACGCCUGGUCGGACUAUCACCAUCCAGGGGACUGUGUCUCCAAGUGCGAGCAGGUUCCAUGUGAAUCUGAGUCACCCGUCAGGCGUCGCACUGCACUAUAACCCACGCUUCAGCGAGAACACGGUGGUGAGAAACACCAAGGAGAGAGAGAGGUGGGGCAGCGAGGAGAGGGGCGGAGCCAUGCCCUUCCAGAGAGGACAGGCCUUCACUCUGACCAUCUGCUGUGAGCGCCAGGCUUUCCGGAUCAUUGUGAAUGGAAUGCAGGCUCAUGAGUACAGGCACCGCUUCCACCAUCUACAGCACAUCAACACCCUGGAGAUCGAGGGGGAUCUAACCCUCUCCUCUGUGGUGGUCUGAGCAAAAUCCACCAAACCAUGAGGGAAACCACUUAAAGGAGUUUUUAACCCUGCUAUAUUGUUGUCUCCUCGUUAAAAACAUACCUAGACCUGAAUUUAGUUUAAAGGGGCACUGUGUAACUUUUCAGCUGCGGGUCUGUCACCUGCUUGUUUCUGUGGAUAUGACGUCGCUCUGUUUAGAAUGUUCCACAGUGUGACAUUAAACAACUCUUUCUAACAUUUAUUCAACUACAGGUGUUUCUUUUAGCUAAAAAAUAAAAAAUAAAAUAAAAACAGGCAUUCUGAAUGUGAGCGGGGUUCUCUCCACAGAUCUGACCUGUAACCUGGUCUGGUUUGGUCACAAUGAAGAUAUAAAGGUUUAAUGCCAUACUACUACAGAAGCCGAGAGGGGUCACAACAAACGCAAACGCCGCAACAAAUACAAAUGUGACAACACAACAAAAAGCCACAACAAACCAAAAAAAGCCACAACAAACAAAAAAAAAGCCACAACGGAAAUGAUCGCGGGACUCUAUUUUAAUGCAAACGCCGCAACAAAUACAAACGCCACAACACAAACGCAAAUGCCACAACACAUUGAAAAGCCACAACACAUUAAAAAGCCACAACGGAAGUGACUGCGGGAUUCUACUUUCCGACGGACCGAUCAAGCGGCAAGUGAAGAAGAAGAACUACAACGUGAAAUGAAUAAUCAUAAAACAAUAAAUUACUUUUACUUACGUUUCCAACUUCUCUGUUCUUUUACUUUUCACGUUGUAGUUCUUCUUCUUCACUUGCUGCUUGAUUGGUCCGUUGGAAAAUAGAGUCCCGCGGUCAUUUCCGUUGUGUUUUUUUUUGAUGUGUUGUGGCUUUUUGGUGUGUUGUCGCGUUUGUAUUUGUUUCGGCGUUUGCGUUUGUUGUGACCCCUCUCGGCUUCCGUAUACUACAAAGCAACAUCUCCGUGAAGAAAACCAGAAAAGUUCCACAGUGCACAUUAACAUCCACAUGGGAGGAAAUAGACAUACACAGACACACGAUAUAUAAUAGUAAUCAUUGUAAAGGUCAAGUUAGCUCUUAUAUACUUAACAUACAGUCGUAAUUUUACAUGCAUUUAUUUUGGGAUUGUCCUGUGUGAGUGGAAGUAACGACCAAACGGAAACAGCAAAUAGCAAAGAUAGCAACAAUCGAUUGGGGAACAAGGUUUGUUUUAUCUGUAAAGCUGUACUGUUAAAAUUGUAUGACUAACAGUUGCACUAUGUAUUGAGUAAGUAAUACAGUGAUCUUAAGGUCAUUUCUGUUAUUUUGUUCUUGUCGGGCUCUUACAUCGGUUCUAUGACAAGGCAUGGAAUGAUGAAAAGUCAUUUGUAUAUCAGUUCUGGCCUUCUCAAUUGGACUGGAUGCUACAACAACAAUAAUAAUGAUAAUGAUAAUAAUAAUAAAUGCACCUUUAAACAUAGUUGGUCCAUAGUUGUAGGGCAAAACUGAAGGUACACAGCUGUCCAGGAAAUUGCAGAUCUAGUUUAAUAUGACGUGUAACAUGAAAUACUCCUGCAAAAAUGUAAUGUUUUUGAGAUGAAGUCCCAAUAAAUGUAAGUGUGUAAAAAAAAAAAA
Molecule: messenger RNA, 2707 nt
Organism: Boleophthalmus pectinirostris (great blue-spotted mudskipper)
Lineage: Eukaryota; Metazoa; Chordata; Actinopteri; Gobiiformes; Gobiidae
Product: galectin-9-like
Exons: 8
Coding region: 123-1118 (331 amino acids)
Biological process (GO): positive regulation of gene expression; negative regulation of type II interferon production; negative regulation of CD4-positive, alpha-beta T cell proliferation
Cellular component (GO): cytosol; nucleus
Molecular function (GO): galactoside binding; carbohydrate binding
Source: RefSeq, a predicted model, not a curated record